This is a messenger RNA of Porites evermanni, 9721 nucleotides long. NCBI's taxonomy places the organism in Eukaryota, Metazoa, Cnidaria, Anthozoa, Scleractinia, Poritidae. The record is from the annotation of a GenBank genome assembly.
GCCCUUUGCGGUUUUGCGCUCAUUUUACUGUUCGAUGGUGCUGUCGGCCAAGGUAGAUCACCCUGUAACAGCGAUCAGGUAAGCACAGCAUCCGUGUCUUCGUCCGUGUUGCAAACUCGUCUUGCUAGGCUCCAUCAUAAGUUCUCGUUACCACGAAAUGGCGUAGAAAAGUCAUUUUCUUGUAGUCAAUUAAGGUUCUUUUGUCCUAUGGCAAAAGGCAAUAUUAUUGUAACAGCGUCUCAAGAGUGUUCUAAUCAUUGCAUUUUGGGUGCACGUGUUUUAAGGGCAAUUUCUAUGACUGACUUAUCGAUUUUGUUUUAUGUCGUCUUUUACGAGUGAAAUGCUUUACUGUUUAACGGUUUAAGGUCGGUUCUUUUAUGGAAGUGAAGCCAGUGUUUAACAAAACCGUGUUCUAAGCCAUUUUCAGUUUCCUCAACGCUUUUAUCUAAACACCGAUUAUCGUGAACAGUUUCAUGCAACCAACAGGGCAGACCGAAGAAACACUUGUCUCCUUAAAAUUACUCACUAAGAAAGAGAUCUGGAGGUCCAAUGAUUUCUUAGUCCGCGGCCUAAGUUAGACUUUGUUAGACGUAACCGGUGCAAUUGAAAUGUUAUUUUCUUGGUCUCUUCCAAAGUGAAGCUUUUAUUGUCAAAUGCCCCGUGGUAUCUUUAACGCAGAAGUUCUCCUUUGCCCCAUUGUCUAUGAUAGCACCUCCUGUGUGGCAUAUAAAUAUAUUUACACAACCAUCCUUAAGAUUGUCCAAACUCCGGCGAUCUUUUAUUUUUCUCAUCAAACCUCGAGUGAAAACUAUAAGUGCGAGGAAAGGUAAGCUCUGUGGCAAUUUUAGUGUGCAGUCCGAUAAACCUGAUAAAAAAAACAGAAAUUGAUGUCAUCAAAAACUCAUUCUUGCAUCUUUUUUCUUGGCUUCGAUACCUGCUGCGAAGGUGCAAUUAGUCAGGUCGAUGACGCAAUGUUGUCUGUAAUAGCCAAGUUGAAGAAUCCCGACCUUGAAAACUCUACGGCAAAUUUGUAAUCGCUACGCAAAUUUAUAGCCUUGUGUAGCAUAGCACCGAGAUGUUUGCAGUACGAAAUUACUUGAUUCACUGAAAAAUUUCAAGACCGAGCUUGUGGUAAACUUACGACUUUCUUCGACUUAGCCUUGCCUUGCCUCCCCCUUGAAUGUUGUUGUUCUGAAGUUAAUUCUUUUAGAAUCUUAAUUUUAUUUUUCAGAUUCCUUUGUCUCGUAGUUUAUAUUUUGGGUCACUAUUUUACCCUAAAAUAUUGCAGUUUGAGCUCAGUAAUAUAUUUUAUCCCUGAAAACUAAAUAAAAAAAAAUAAUUACUAAUUUUUCGCUUUUGGCAAUAUAUGUUCUGUAUUAGACUUCAUUUUGCUCCAAGUAAAUCCGAAAUUGAUUUGGAAGUUAUAACUUCAACUCAUUCGUGUUUGUUAUUUUCUUUAUUUUCUGUUUGUUUAUGUUUGGGGUUCACUGUUGAAGUGCCUAUUCCGAAUUCGAGUUUAGCAGGUGUUUUGAAUUUUGUCCGCAAAUUUCCAUGAUCCUGGCAGUGCUGUUAAUUACGAAACUAAAAGAAAAGAAAAGUUUAAUUUAUCGACACUCUUCAACCAAUAAUGCAACGUCUACAAACAAUACCGGCGAUAUAUUUUGUUUCAAUUUUGGGAAAACACGUCCAACUUUUUUUGCAAUAAUGGAAGUUGCUAAUUAAGUGGCAUUUUACUGGAUUGCCAGCUGGGUUUUACUGCAAGUUAAGGCAAUUUCUAAAACAGGAAGACUUCUAAAAUUUUGUUAAGCAGAUGCUAGGUGGAGACGUCAGUGCAUUUAAUUUAUUUACCCACGCUUCGCAGUGGAGGAGGUACGCAGCUGUCAGACUAUUUUUUAAGACCUGUGAAACGCUGAAUUUUCAAGUUGAUGGUUCGUUUUUGAGUUGUGAGAAUUAAGAGCUUAAACUAAGAGCUUUUUAAAGAACUAUACCAUUGCUAUUUUUUAAUUUUUGUUUUAAUAAUGCCAUUGCUAUGGUUACCUGCAUGCUUGCAACUUGUUCAAACGAUAGAAAUUUGAUAGAGCUAAGCACAGGGGUGUUUUAAAAAAGCUAUGGUUGUCAUUUUCACAGCUCAAAGUUUGAUACCGUAAAAUUCCGAAAAUAAGCCCCUCCAUGUAUAGGCCCCUCAAAAUAUAAGCCCCCCAAACCGGUCACACAAAAAACCCUCCGUUAAAUCGGCCCUCCAAAUAUAAGCCCCCGGGGGCUUGUAUUUGGAAAAUUGCCCUCAAAUACAAAGUAAAACAAAGGAAAAACGGUAAGUUUAGUUCCAACUAUAAGGCUAGCCCAAUCGAUUUUGAAACGCUAAUUUCCCUCCGUAGAUAAGCCCUUCCAAAUAUAAGCCCUUCCAAAAAUAAGCCUUUGAAAACUAUAAGCCCCGGGGCUUAUUUUCGGAAUUUUACGGUAUUUUUCCUACAUGCCACUAGUUCAGUUACGUAAACGUUUUAAAACUUUUUUGGUGUUUUAAACGGAACCUGCAGUCGUCAUGGCCUACGUGAUGUCUAUUGUAAGGAGCAUGAAUCCCAUUAGCUUGAAUUUCUUAACAUAGCUUAGAUCCCUCUAAAAGUUCAAGUAACACUUUUACUGCUCAGGACUUUCUAAUUCCUUUUUUCUCGGACAACGUUUUUUUGUUAGAAUGGUCCGCGACGGGCGGUCAAGUAAGUGUGAGAAAAUCACAUUGUGUAAGACGCUUGCUCACCAUUUUACUUAGACAUGACCACAAAAUGUCUUCUAUUUCUUAGGUCCACUGCCUGGCUGAGCAGAGAUGUGUCCCACGCUUUCAGUUUCGUUGUAGAGAUCAAAGCUGUGGUCAAAACGAAACGCUCUGUGGUCCACCACAUGAAUUAAAUUGCAUUGUUGGAAACACGUGUCCUGAAAGAAACGACAGCAACCCUUUCGGCGGGGGAGGCAACCCUUUGGGUGGGGGAGGCAACCCUUUCAGCGGAGGAGCCAACAUAGGUGGUGGCAGUAACUCUUUUGGCCCAGGCAACCUCGAUGACGAUGAUGAUGACGGUGGCAACCCCUUUGCUCCACCUCGUCGCCGAUCUCGGGACGGAGAGCAGACUAUGGAUCAGGGCAAUGGCUUUGGACACGAUCAAAAUGCUACUAGAUUAUUGAGGAGGAAGGUGCAAGGUAGAUCGUUUAAUCGCUCGAUCAUCGAGGAGGUUAUUGAAUCUGAAAAUUACGAAAACGAUUCGUUGGGUGGCCAGAGUCCGAAAGAGUGCGGUAGAUUUUAUUCUGCUGGGAUAAAGGACGCCGUAAGGAUGCUGAUGCGCCUGAUGGAUCUAGAUGACCACUGUUGCGAAAUGAAUGAGAAUCCUCAACGUUUCGCACGGAAACUUCGGAAUAUCACCCGACAGUUUGAAUGCCCCAAGCGAACCAAAUUCUGCCCUUUCCGCUUUCUUGUUAAGGGUAACGGAUGCAUACCCAUGGGAAAAAAUUGCUCCGCGGUACACGGAAAUCACUUUGACGAACCCUGGUCUCCUUGCCGAAAAAUGCCCAAAAAAGGAUUUAAGUACUGCAAACUUUUCAACGCUGAGAUUCCUAAGGAGAUGCCGUGUUCUCAUCGUCCUGUAAUGAAGUGGAUGGCAAUGAACAACACCCGCGUUUCCGCCACAGGAAAGAAGUGUCGUAACGGCACAAGAUUCUACCUUUCGACGUUUGACUGCAGACCCAGGGGACAGGGUAGUGGAUUUGAAGAUCUAACUCGUCGAGCAUCCAAGUUUCUCUGCGACCCGUUAAAACGUCUUUGUUUCGGAUGCGGAGUUAGUUGCCGCUCGAAAGAGAGAGAGUGCCCUCGGAGAGCCAACAUGAGCAUUGCACUUCGUGAAGCUGCGCUUAAUCUUGAGCCAAGUAAGAUGCCUUCUUUUUUAACUCCUUUACGCCCCAAUAUCCAAAUGCAGAUUCUCCAGACUGACCUCCAUACAUUUCCUUAAAGAAUUGGUUGAGAGAAUAUGUUUGCUGAUCAAAGCUUUCCCAUCAGAUGAUCAUUCCAUUAAUUCUCACAACAUCUUCUCUAGUUUAUAUACUGAUAUUGUUAGGAGAAAAUAGACUUUGGUCACUCUUGUGACUUAGAGGGUUAAGUACAGGAUAUCGCUGUUCUCGGACAAUUCUGUGCUGAAGUCAUUACUUAGUGCCUUAACCCGUACACAGAAUGCUCCUGUAGCAAACAAAUUUCAUUAUAAGGGUGCACUCAACAUAAUAACUUUUUUGGUGGUCUUUACAGGCAUAGCUUUAAAACUUGAAAACGGUGGCCCAAAUUUUUCAAGUAUUAUCUCCUUCCAUCCUUGCCAUCCUUUGCAACAGACGAAAGGAAACAGUUUCAAUGCCUAACUAUAGUCUGAAAUAACAAAACAGGGCCAUCAUUUGAGGAAUUCAAUUGAUGCAAAAAAGGUUUUUUCCUUAAAAAAGACAGCAAAUGGAGUGACAUAGCUUCUUUCAGCUAAGCACGUUUGUAUUACCCUGCUGUAUUACGAGUCAUUAUUUCCCAUGUUGCCACCAUAGUAAAUUCACUUUGUACUUUUGUUCACAGGCGUGAUCAGAGAUGAUGCUCUUCGUAAUCUUACCAAAGCAGGUAAAGUAAUGAUCUCAAUGUCACUAGGGUUUUACAGCAAUGGUUUCACGCGCAAAGAAGUUUAAACAGAAACAAGAUGGAAUGAUGGGGCAAGGAGGGAAAUGCUCAGUCUAGUCCUUGAGAUACUGUAUUUAUUCGAUUAACCGCCCUGGGCACUUUUUACAUUAUUGGACCUUGGGAGGGGUCGUUUAUUCGAGGCUGGGGGCUUAUUAAAUUUUCACCAUUUUCAGCAGGUGUAGUAUGUUUACUUUGUAACAAAACAAUAAAUGGUAAUAACAAAACGCAAAGAUCUAACAAAGAAAGGUUUCUGUAAAAUACUCCGAAGAAAAUUCCGUCUUCAGGGAAGUACAUAUUCAGUUUCAAUGAGUGGGAGCGGGAAGGGGUGGGGUGGGCGCUAAUUAACUUUUUCCUCCUUUAGUCGAGGUGGGCGCACAUUCGAGGUUGGGCGCUUAUUCGAGUAAAUACAGUAUGUGAAUUUGUUCGCCAAAGUUACUUUCAGACCAAUAGGUGGUUUUCAUGCAAUCUCGGGAGACACAAAUAACAAUGGUGAAAUGAACAAAUGCUCGUGGACAAACAAAGCGAACCAAUGAGCGAUCUUUUGUUUACCGUCCACCAGCAUGGCGACAGUGACGUAACGUGAAAACCACCUACUGAACGCUUAAUGGGAAGUUGGUUUCCAGAGAGGUCCUCAGACGUUUAUUCAGUGUGUUGGCAAGAGAGAAUUCAACAGUUGGCAUUACAAUACUCUGCGUUGUUUGCCUUAAUUUGUUUGCGCCUGGACUUGGAGACAUUUCAAAUAAUCGAUAAAAAUGUGCGGACGUCUCAAGAAUUAGACUUCCGUUUGAUAAAAACCUCUAAAAAUAGCAUUCACAUAGACCGGCCAACGCCGUAAGAUUCCCUCUCUGUCUUCCUUACUUUUCUAGUCUUCUGCCAUAUUUAUUGCAAGGCAGCGCAUAUAUAACUUCACUUAGUCAAUUUGAGUGUCGGAAUAGGUAGCUGUGAAAUACUAGUUAAACGACACCUCUCCGAAAUACUUUUGCAUGGGGCUUUUUGCUUUCUCUUGAACUUUUACAUUGAUCGCUGUAAGGACUGAAUGCGUUAAUCUACCUGCCAGCUAACAGCCUGUUCACAGACCCUCUAUUAUUACUCUUAAGAGAUCGUCAAGCGUGCGUAUGAGAGCCGCGGUGGAUUUAUUGAUCACUAGCACAAGCGAGUGGGUGUGAGUUACUUAACAAGUGAAUUCGCGCUGCCUCAAACGUUAUCUCGCUUGUUCCAUUUAGUUUAAUUCGUCCAUUUGUUAUUUGGCAAAUGUUGACAGAUUUUUCUGGAGUUGAGUUCUAAAAGAUUGUAUCGAUGUUCAGGAAAAGAAAAAGAAAGUCGUUGUCUUGUGUUGUGACGUGUUGACGGUAAUGAAAAAAUACAAGAAAGUGUGCUGCACGUGCAAAGCUGUUGUUGUUUCCCUAAUCUAAUGCUACUGCUUCUUUGACUUCCUCGUUGACGUCGCCGUCGUCGUUGCUUAAACUCCCUUUUGUGAUCCCUAGGUUGGGCUCCGUUUUGCCUUCUCAGCAAAAAACUUCUCGCACGCACUUUAGAUGGGCUUUUAAAGUGCUUUUCUCGUGAUGCACACUGUCGCCAAACCGGCUUCAAGAAACACCUUAACUGUAUGGCAGGCGAGGACUACUGUCAGAAACUCCACUCGUUUGCUCGUCGCUUCUCCACAAAGACUCAUGACAAUUGCCGUCUCCUGAGGACUAAUCCAGCCAAAUUUGAAGAGAAAAUAAAAGGAAAUUGGAGUGAGAAACCCUGGGGAGGAAAAUGCCAUCGUGGGCAUGUUUUUUGCCCGAUUACGAUGCGUUGUAUACGUAACGAUAGCAUUUCCAACUGCAACGCGAAUGAAAAGUUUUGUCAAAAGGAUGGUGAGAGUAUCCCUUGGAAGACGAAUCAUUCCCUGGAGGCAGGGGACAAAUUCUGCCACCGUUUGCUGAGGUAUGCAAGAGUUCUUUAGGCACGCCUACUUUUAAAUUGUCGAUGUGAAUAAUAUACCGUAUAUUCUCGAUUAAACGGCGCCCUCGAAUAAAAGCCGCAUAUAAUAGGAAAAUUAUCAAUAAACGCGGCACCCAAUCAGAACAGUGCGGCGUUUAUUUGAGGAUUAUACGAAAAGCUUCUGUACAUCGUCGUAAUCUACAUAAUCAAGACAAUUACGAUUCUAUCUCAGCAAAAAAAAACAAAACAAAACAAAACAAAACAAAAAAAAGCCAGUCAUUGGAACUCUUAUAAACAUCUUUCUGUUUACAUAAUACAUGUCAUUUAUUGUGGCAAUUUAAUGUGAUUAUGUGAUUUUCAAAUAAACGCCGCCGGUCAUUUGCGGUCGCGCGUCGAUAGUGGGGAUCUUUUGCGGUCGACGAUCAUCUCUGGUCCAUUCUGGGGAUCAAUUGCGGUCUGGGGAUCAUUUGCGGUACUGUAUAGACCUUCCUGGCUCCAGUAGCAGUGACCUUGGCUCGUUAUGUCACUUAAUUCACCCACUGUUUUCAUUUGUACCACCACCUUAGAAAAGGGGUACUAAUGUUACAUCAUUUUACUCUAACUUAACUCUCUACUAGCCUGACACGUCUCUAUUAACACGGACAUUUGAGCAUCCAUCUAAGAGAGAUUUGACUAUUGUCUUAAAUUUAAAAAAAAGCAACAUGAAAUAAAAAUACAAAUCACGACAAAAAUACCUUAAAGAGACUUGAAGGAAAACCUUAACAGGCUAAGAGUGUUCAUUUCUUUAGAAAUGCCCUAGUAACUGAAUUUAUGACAGUGUGAGUUAAUUCAAUGAUAUCAGUUUUCGAUCUUUCUAUUCAAAUGGGUCUAUUACUAACUGUUACUUUUCACCCGCAGCCCUGCCCUUAACAGCUCCUGUUCUUUUGGUGUAAUGCUAAAUUGGCUAGAGCGGAAAAACAAAAGCUGCUCUCCUUUUGGUCACUGCUGUCCAAGUGGUAAGAAUUUCUCACUGUCACGAAUGAGGUGUGUGGGUGACCCAAAAGACGGAUGGGACCAGAGACCGGAAUUUAACGAAACCAAGUGUGAAGAUGAUAAUCAUGUGUUUUGUCACCGCCAAUAUGCUUGUCUUCCUAAACACUCCAACUGCACCAAACCGACAAAAUUCAACUUCUUCAAUGUCAGCCAGUUUGCCAACCGGUCAGGUAAGUGCCUUCUUGUCAUUAGAUAGUCCCUAAUAGGGUUCUUUAAAUCUCUCCAUCCCGACUUAAAUUUACCCUCAACCCCGUAAUCCCGAUGAUUAUUUUUGGCAUCCCCCAUCCCUUGCAUUCUUUCAAUCCCGAACCUCGCUUCCCCCUUUUUGUAUGAAAAUCCCGAAUCCGAAUCCCGAAUCCCGAACCCGAAUCCCGAAUCCCGAACGUUCUUUGCGUUCCAAUAGCAUUGAAGACACUGAUUUUCCGGUACGAACAUUGUAUCAAAAAAUAUAUCGCUUUGGAACCUGUUAUUCACUGUUAUUUGAUAGUCCUCAAUAGGGUUGUUUAAUCCCCCCAUCCGGACUUAACUUUUCGCUCAAACCCGUAAUCCCGAUGGUUUUCUGCAUCCCUCGUCCCGCACAUUCCCAACUGAGCCAACCAGGCGGCAUACUUUUGACACAUGUUACUUUUUUCCUUCGUGUAGGUUAUGCGGCCCUGUGCCAACUUCGGGUUACCUUUUCUGCAUGUUUGGAAAAUCGUCUGAGGAAAUGUAGACAGUUUCAUUCCAGAGAGAAUGGUAUUUGUCGCGCCAACAUCGAUUGCCCUGAAGAUAAAGAGUUCUGUCCCCGCAAAGUAAGGUGGGUGUGAUCUCUGAACAGCUAGUUUAUGUUGGUAUUAGUUAUCAAGAAAAGUGGAUAGGAUAAAAUAAAGUGAAGGAGGUAAAGUGUGAAGAAAGGGUAGGUCUUAGUUUCUAUAAGGCAAGAUGAAUUAAAAUGAGGUGAGUUGAAGUGAUGUAAUGUAAAGCAAAGAUAGGGAAUCAAAGUAAAACAAAGCAAAUUGAGUAAAAUUUGAUGGCUAGCGGUUAGUUUACAUGGUCUAAAGGGAAUUGUUGUAAAACAACCUUAAACGAAGUUGGAAAUAGCAUCUGAGGAUCAAGAGGGCAAAUUCCAUACUGAUGACGAGUCAUUACCCAGAUGUAUAGUGCUUCUGAUUUGUUAAGGCAAAUUUCCUUCCCGGAAAAACCAAUCAGAAGCAAUACCUAGGUCUGGGUAGUGNCCCCGCAAAGUAAGGUGGGUGUGAUCUCUGAACAGCUAGUUUAUGUUGGUAUUAGUUAUCAAGAAAAGUGGAUAGGAUAAAAUAAAGUGAAGGAGGUAAAGUGUGAAGAAAGGGUAGGUCUUAGUUUCUAUAAGGCAAGAUGAAUUAAAAUGAGGUGAGUUGAAGUGAUGUAAUGUAAAGCAAAGAUAGGGAAUCAAAGUAAAACAAAGCAAAUUGAGUAAAAUUUGAUGGCUAGCGGUUAGUUUACAUGGUCUAAAGGGAAUUGUUGUAAAACAACCUUAAACGAAGUUGGAAAUAGCAUCUGAGGAUCAAGAGGGCAAAUUCCAUACUGAUGACGAGUCAUUACCCAGAUGUAUAGUGCUUCUGAUUUGUUAAGGCAAAUUUCCUUCCCGGAAAAACCAAUCAGAAGCAAUACCUAGGUCUGGGUAGUGAUACGUCAUCAGUGUGGAAUUUCUCCGCUUGUUCUUCAAACGUCAUUUCGCGGGGAAACUACGCCGAAAAAUGUCGGCUGUUUUCUCAGGCUACGUAGGAGGUAACCCUUAGUUGUUGUCAUUUUAGAUGCGUUCUAAGGGGAUACUGCACUAAACAUCCAAAACAAAAGGAAUCGAGCCCGCCAAGAACAACUUCAACCACAGCUACUACAGUUAGCCCGCAGUGCAAUCCCAAGGAACCUAAGCUACAAAUGUUGUGGGCGGGACAGUCCCUUAAAACACUGUUCACUAGCGAUAAACGUGUGGGUCUGUUGGUAGCUGGAGAUUUUGCCUCCGAGUUACAGUUUAAACGAGGCGUUGGUGACUGGAUGGAAUACAAAGGAUGUACACAGGAUGAGAUGCGAGUGGUUUCAAAUGAUAGUGUAUUGAGGUAA